CACAGAGAUAACAAUUUAUGCCUUAAGAUACAAAGUAUAGCGUCUAAUGUAGAAGACCUAGAAAAGUCUGCUGUUUUUUAGUUUUUGAAGGAUUAUAGCGAGCAAGGGUCGUCUUCACGAAACUACCGGCUUUCGUGCUCUCGAAACUCGCGUGUACGUUUUGCGCAAUCUAGCGGCGACCACACGGCCACAGCAAGUAGACGCAACCAAGGACGAACAGCGUGAGUCUACUGUAGUGAAAAAAGGCCGUCUUCCAGUGAAGGCUUGCUGCGUAAAAGGGACAGUGCCUACAGAGAAGGCUUUCCUGCUUCCAGCGACUUGCAAUAUCGAAACGAACAGUCUAACGUCUACGCAGCACUAAAAUCUGGGGAGCAACACUUUAUUUAGCAAGGAUAGAGGUACAAAGAUCUUCUGGAGAAGCUCGUCAUCUCAGUCAUCAGGGACUAAGUAACAGUUACACCUUCAUCAUCUCCUUUCAAGUAAAAGUGCUAGUACGAGUACGUACUACAACUACUUCAACUACUCACGACUGUACUACUUCAACUUGUUGUCUACUACUUCAACUCACGCCUGUACUACUUAAAGUUCCACACGCACACACUUGUUGUCUACUAUUUCAACUUGUUGAUGUCUACGAGUACUUCCAUUUUGUACUCUGUCUUCUAGGUAAAGGUACUACUAGCACAGAGCAGGAGGUACAACAAGAACAAGAACUUCAACUUCUUCUACCAUGGGAGCAGCCGAGAGCAGUACUCCUGCUCCUGCGACGGGAGGGCAGACAACGCCUGCAGUGUUUGUCAUCCGUAAUGGGCGUUACGAGGCCUCCACCGAACCACAAACGAAUGCUUUGUCUCUGAUCUUAAGGCUAAUAUGAUAAGUAGGCUCUUUGCUUUCAUCUAAUCUUAUACAACUAUGGUCAUUAUCCUCCAGGAUUCCUGAGUACUUAUGUUGAAUUGUGUAGAACUCAAACUCUGUCCCAAUGUCGUUAGACAGGACGUGGACAGAGGUAUCAUGACAUGAGUACUUACUUGAUGAACUUAGUUAGUGCUAGUAUUCUUGACAUGAUAGAUUGAGUACAAGAGCUAGCUGUACAACUAGCUGAGUAACAUGAUAGAUUGAGUACAAGAGCUAGCUGUAGCUGAGUAAGACAAGCCAUUCAAGUUGUGUUUAGAACUCCACCUGUCCUCAGCAAGACUACUUGUUCUUUUUAACAUCUUCUUCCUCUACAAUCCUCUAUCUCUUCUAAUACUAGGAAGGACAGUUCAAUCCUCUAUCUCUUCUAAUACUAGGAAGGACAGUUCAAUGCUCUAUCUCUUCUAAUACUAGGAAGGACGCAAGUUCCAAAGUUGCCGCCGCCUGAAUUCAAGAAGACGCAGCUCAUCAAAUCUCCACUCCAUCUGCACCGCACUUUGCUCAAAUUAAGGCCACCUCACUCAAAUUAGCCGGUAGCAAAUUAGCGCGUAAGAGUCGCCAGGGACAGGGUCGUUGCCGAGUAGGUUCCUCCAUGCUGUCUUCCACUUGUCUGCUGCUUGUGAAACGUAACUCGCCCCCAUUGGUGGCCAGAAAAUUUUUCUGAAGUCUCCAAGUCCAAGCCCAAGAUGGCUAUGUAAAUGUAACAUCCCACCAACAUGUGGGCUAACUGUAUGCUGAAGAGAAGUGUUGAGUAGUGGCUCCUCACUAUCUUCCCACGAUGAUGAUCGAUGUGCUUUGGGAAUCCAUCUUCAGAAGCAUCUAAUCAAAGUAGAAGUAGUACACUCCGAAAAUGCAGGAGGGAAUGUUGGGAACGGGACUGGCGGCGUCGGUGGAGGGAGAAAAGCUGCUUUUAUGUUGAAACCAAGCGAUGAAAAAUUAUCAGCAUCAGGGCCGCAGUUCUUGUAAUUUUCUGCGUUGUACUAGAAGCAAGUACAACUAAAUAAUCGCGAAGAUUUUAUUAUUUCUUAGAUCACUGAAGAGACUGAUCGUAUUCAUCCUCGUAACAGCAGGAACAACAUGUUGAUAAACCACUAUAUCAUUAAUAUACGCUAUUAAAUGAUCAAGAAAUUCAAACUCAAAGCCUCCUCUCUAAGAUUACCAGCAGUAAGCCCAGCAGCAAGCUAGCACCUGGGGAAGCACAAGCCAUGAUCUCGAUUGGGGAUGACAGCGAUUUCGAAAUCGCCAGCUCAGUGUGCUCCUCGACCCAAGAUGAUGUAGUGAGCCCUCAAGUUACGACUUCUGUAGAAUGGACUUCGACUUACAUAAUGUGCGAAAUUAAUGCUUGUUAGUUUAUGAUCUAGACGUAUAAUGACUCAGUCUCAAUAAUUCUUCUAGUUCUUGUUGUAGUUGUACUUCUAAAUACCUUCUUGUUAAAAAUGUUUCCUUUGUAGCUCUUGAUGUGCCGUUUGAAUUCUGAUCAUUCUCACGCUGCAUGCCGAUAUUACGCUGCAGAGAAAGGGGGAAAGAACAUUCACAGACCCUACCUAAAUAAAAACAAACAGUACUAGUACUAGUUUUCUCUCAAAAACAGCUUCCAUCUCUUAAAAACACCUUCUCUAAAUACUGAAAAGGCUCCUCGAGGUCCUCAGGCGGAACGAUCUAUCUCACGAUCGGAUUCGAUUCCCUAUGUCCUGCAGGCGUGAGCGUGACAUGCCAGGACGAUGGCCCCUUUCCCUUCUCGACUCUCCACGUCACAAGACCCAGAGGACUCAAACAAACGGUAACAGACUUUUAGAAGUACUAUAUUGGAAGAAGCUAGCAUAAGUACCCAUGGUUUUAGCUGCACAGCAUCGCAGAUGAAGAAGAUCAUGAACCUCUACUCGUACAACGUACUACCUAUCUCUCUACCUACUUAAACUUACCUACCUGUUCUAUCUAAAUCUUCUAGCUAACAAUUAUGUUUCUUCAAUAUGAACAUCAUUGUUAGGUUCGUUUUGCCGUUGGGCCGGCCGAUCGCGUGCCAGCGGAUGGCGUUAAACUAAAGGUAAAUUUAUUUCGGGACCUCACACGAUGCAAGCAAGCUUCUGAUAUACACGGCCAGAUAUCGCAUUUGAGGAUUUUGCCAGCAACUUCUUUUAUGCCUUGUUGAUGUUGUCUACUGAUUCUUGGGUGAAUUUUUUAGUAUGCAAAUAAUUCAAGUACCUAGUUGUAGCAGUGAGAAGUUAGUAUGUAAAUGGUGCAUAUUCCAGUUCAUCUCUGUUGUUUCCCGGGAAUCUGCAGUGGAGAUUCCCUUUUAUGCAAUUGCAAAUUCGCACAGUCACUUAAGAUUCUAGUACCAGGGCUGACGCAGGAGGUGAUGGUCGAUUAUGAAUAGUACACAUGCAUCAUUUGUUCUACUAACUUAAACUUUCUAGUGGUUCUUCUACUUUAUUGUAAAUGUGCGCCUUCUAACAUGAUGCCAAGUACGAUCUCCACUACUAGCGCAGCAGCAGGAGAGCAGCUGCAGCAGCAAAACGCAUCUUCUCCUCUCCGUGUUGAGUUAGUGAGACAGGCUCUUCAAUAUGACGCGCCACAGUCUGGAGCUCUGUCUUCCUCUGGGUGCAACGAUUUGCUGAAUCAAAAUGACCUUGAAGAUGACAUCAAGGCAGGAGAUCAUAAUUUGGAGAAAAGGCGUUUGCUGCAACUACACUCAGAAAACAAGGGAGGACCUCAAUCUGGUGAAGAAGAACAUUAAGGCGUUUGUUUUUUACGUAGCUUAGAUAGUAUCAAAUCACUCUGGAGUGGGAAUGGAUUUACUACUACUACUAGCUACUACUACUACUAGAUAGUAUCAAACCACUCUAUGAUGUUGAUCUCUUCUAUUCAUCUCUAAGAAUCCUUGUGGGAUAUGCAAGAGGUAUUUGGCGUGAAGAAUCUGGAUGGAGGAGAUAGCAGUGAGGAAUCUGGAUGCGCCCCUUGCCAAGAAGAGAUGUGCAUUAUCUGUAUGAGCGAUCCAAGGGACACCCUAGUGCUGCCGUGUCGACAUAUGGCGUUUUGCAGUAUUGUUAUUAUUUUGUAAAGAUCUUGCUCUUCCUGGUCUUCUUCGCAUCAUGAUUUUGGAUUAUUUCUCUUUUGACAUCAAUAGUACUAAGAAAAUAGUUGUAUUUGUAUAUUGUCUAUUGGAUGUUCUUGAUGCGGUUGUAAAAGCAGAUUUGAUUGCAUCGGAGUGCAGCAUUGGACAUGGAUAGUAGAGCACAUAUUGAUUCAAGGUCCUCCCUUACUUACUACGCACACGUUCGAACAGCCUCUAUAAUUCCUUAACAAGAUUCAAGGUCUCCCUAAACAAGUACCCAUUCAACAACUAUGAUCACUCAAAGAAAUAUCUCCACCAAACAAAAAAAAACCAGCUGAGUGCGCAGAGGUGAUGCGACACCAGUGUGAAAAGUGCCCCAUCUGUCGGCAAAAUGUAAGCAGUCUACUUCGAUUUGAACGGGAACAACCUAAGGAGCCAGCCGCUGCAACUCGCAGCUUGAUGGAUAUCUAA
This is a messenger RNA of Amoebophrya sp. A25, 4435 nucleotides long. The record is from the annotation of a GenBank genome assembly. NCBI's taxonomy places the organism in Eukaryota, Dinophyceae, Syndiniales, Amoebophryaceae.